Messenger RNA from Spinacia oleracea (spinach), 1269 nucleotides. RefSeq lists its product as uncharacterized. Bases 166 to 1251 code for a protein of 361 amino acids. The transcript has a single exon. NCBI's taxonomy places the organism in Eukaryota, Viridiplantae, Streptophyta, Magnoliopsida, Caryophyllales, Amaranthaceae. The record is from RefSeq and is a predicted model, not a curated record.
GAGUGUUUUCACUGUGGCAAGUCGCAACCUUAAUAUUCCCUCCAAUGCUUCAAAAUCCAAUCAUAGCAUUUACCCAACUUCAUUAUUGUUCGAUCUUCUCCUUGUUCAAUUAUCAUUUCCUCUCUCUCUCUCUCUCUCUUUUCCCUCUUUUGUUAGUUUACAACAAUGGCAGUAGAUGUGUAUUCCGAUAACUUUGCAGUAGGCAUGAUUAGUCCCAGACUCUCUUUUUCUCGAGAUCUGGACGAAAAUGAAUCAAGUAGUAGUACUACUACUACUAAUCCAAUAUUAAUCAACGACGACUACCCCUGUAAAUUGGAUCUCUCGCUUCUUGAUUCGACGUUCGAUUUCGCUUUCAAUGUAGAUACCAAUGUCACAUUCCAAUCUUCAUCAGCAGAUGAGCUCUUCUCCGAUGGCAAAAUCAUACCCACUUCCUUAAAGAAGGAAGAUGAGAUAAUAAAAGAAUGGGAAUCUCAAGUUGUUUUUCAAGAUAAGUUAGUAACAACGCCUUGUUUGUAUCACCAACCUACAACAUUGAAGAAGAAGAGCCUGAAAGAGUUCUUAGAAGACAGUAUUGAAGAAGAAGAAGAAGAAGAAGAGGAACCGGCCGCUACGGUGAAACCGUUUUGGAAGUUUAGGAGGAGUAAUAGUCUAAACUGUGAUAGAAAUCAAAGAAAAGGGUUAAUUGGUUCUUGGAAAAUACUAACUAGGAGUGGUUCAACAGGUAAGUUUUUGGAGAAAAUAGUCGAGGAAGAAAAGCCUAAUCUUAAAUUUCAGUCAAAGUUGUUUUCAAGAUUUACCAGAAAUAACAGCUUGAAUUCUGAGAAUGUUACUAACAAUAAUAAUAAGAAAGGGCUAAUUCGGUCGUCUUCAAAGAUCUUGAGAAGAAGCCAUUCAACUAGUGAUUAUUAUUUCUCCAAAUCAGAUUCGAGUUUGUUUAGAAGGAGUAAUUCAACUGGUUCUGCACCAAACAAGCUGAAGAAACAACAAUCUUUGAGACAACAACAACAACAACAACAACAAUUUGAUGGCAAUGGUAAAUUGGCUCAAAAAGGAAAGGUAAAGGAUAAUAGUACAAGUUAUAAUGGUUAUGGUAAUAAUUAUAAUCAUAGUAAUAAUAAUAAUAAUAGUUUGAAGAUUAAUCCAUUGUUAAAUCUUCCAUCUCCAUACAUUUGUAGAGUUAGUGUAGAUUUGUUUAGUUUUGGUUCAUUAUUUUGUAAUAAUGGUACCAAAGAUAGAAAGAAGAAGAAAUGAUUUUUUAUUUAUUUAUAA